Messenger RNA from Clarias gariepinus (North African catfish), 1709 nucleotides. RefSeq names its product ribosome biogenesis regulator 1 homolog (gene rrs1). Gene Ontology annotation, cellular component: nucleus; nucleolus; preribosome, large subunit precursor. Bases 28 to 1086 code for a protein of 352 amino acids. Gene Ontology annotation, molecular function: protein binding. Gene Ontology annotation, biological process: ribosomal large subunit biogenesis; ribosomal large subunit export from nucleus; endonucleolytic cleavage in ITS1 to separate SSU-rRNA from 5.8S rRNA and LSU-rRNA from tricistronic rRNA transcript (SSU-rRNA, 5.8S rRNA, LSU-rRNA). The transcript has a single exon. The record is from RefSeq and is a predicted model, not a curated record. NCBI's taxonomy places the organism in Eukaryota, Metazoa, Chordata, Actinopteri, Siluriformes, Clariidae.
GAACACGUGUGAAUUCUGUAUUUCAAGAUGGCGGCGUGCAGUAUCGAAGACGUGCUCGAUAAAGCUGAAAAAGACGAGGCAGAAAGAUUAAAAAGCAUCACCGUAGACAAAGAGUUAGACGUCGAGUUUGAUAUCGGAAAUCUGCUGGCGUUGGACAAGAACUCGAUAAACGCUCGCGAGUUCAAGCAGCAAAAUAAGGACGAGUUUCUUCGCGCGCUGGCGCGUGACAACACUCAGCUGCUGAUUAACGAGAUCUGGAAACUUCCGAGCGAGAAAGUGGACGAGGUGAUCGUGGUCAAGCUGCCUGAUCCCGUCACGCCGUUACCCCGAGAAAAACCAGCCCCCAAGCCGAGACCCCCGACCAAGUGGGAGCAGUUCGCCAAGCUGAAGGGCAUCCAGAAGAAAAAGAAGACGAACCUGGUGUGGGAUGAAGUGCACAAGGAGUGGAAGAGGCGCUGGGGCUAUAAACGGGCCAAAGAUGACACGAAGGAGUGGCUCAUAGAGGUGCCUGAGAGCGCAGACCCGAAUGAGGACCAGUUCGCCAAGAGGAACCAGGCCAAGAAAGAGCGAGUGGCCAAAAAUGAGUUUAACCGCCUGAAGAACAUCGCCAGGGCGCAGAAGGUAAAGGUGCCUGGUGUGGGACUCGCUCCAGCCUCGCAGCAGUCCAAAGCAGAGCUGGCCAAAGCCGUGAGCGUCGCCAAAAGCUCCACAGCUUCGGUGGGAAAGUUCCAGGAGCGACUUCCUAAAGAGAAACCGCAGAGAAACACCGGCAAGAAGAGACAGUUCCAGCCUCUGAUCGGUGACUUCGCCGGAGAGAAGCAGAAACAGCUGGAGAUGCUCAAAGUCAUGGAGAGCAAGAGACCCCGUCUGGACAUCACAAAAGCCGUGAACAAGCAGAUGAGGGAGGAAGACAGUGAAUCUUCAGAAAGGAGAGGAGGAAAGAAGGGACGAAGAGGGAAUGCACCUGGGAAAGGAAGGAGACAUGCUCAGGGUGGAAAAGGGAAGGGUAAAGGUCCCGGAAAGGGUCCCGGAAAAGGUCCCAAAGGCAAAGGACGAAGACCUGCAAUGAAGCAGGGCAAACGAUAGUGACUAUUAACACUUUGAUAUAAUCUGCGUCUUUUUUAUUCAAAACCGAGACACACCUGAGCCUGUUAAUGAGUGUCCUACACCUUCGGGAGUAGAGUACUUUUUCCCUGUCACUUGAGGCGCUACCAUCAUGCAUACAUCCUUUGUACGUUUAAUGUGUCUUACUUGGAAAGAUGUAAACUUACAUUUAGUUUUCAUUGUUUCAAGGCCAAACUUUAAACGUGUGUUGGUGAUCUUUAAGGAUAAAGUUUUAAACCUCCCUGUUAUGGUAGCACUCAUGAGACAAGCAAAGGUCCUGUUUGAUGUCUUUAUUUCUAUAAUUAUCAUAUUGUAAUAACAUUUUCUGGACAAUUUUCUAGAUGUCGUCUGCACUUCUGAAAGAAUAAUCAACCCUUGUUUCAGCAGCAGAUUAUUUUUGUUUUGUUUUGUCAAUGAAAAAAAAGCCAAUUGGUUGACCUUUUGUCAGCAGACUUUAUCUUUCUAAACCAUAGCAAUGUAUAUCGUAUGUAUAUCAAAGAUUGCCUGAUGAACUUCAGAUAUAAUGAUGAUGAUAUUGUGAAUUUUUUUUGCUCUGGUGUACUUGAAGCUAGAACAAAAUAAAAAUGUUGGAACCAUCAAAACUA